AUGGUGCAGCCACUCAACAUGGACGACCUCAACCUGUCCGACUCGGACACGGACGCCCUCUUUGACACGCCCGCCGCGCGCAAGAACAAGCAGAGAGCGCGGGAUGCCGCGGCCGAUGCGGGCGACGGUGCAGCCGCGGGCAAGGGACGCGCAAAGGAGUCGCACUACACUGCAGAAGAGGCGCGCGAAGCUGCACUGCGGCGCGAGCUGGAGAGCGUGCGCAAUGUCAACAGAGUGAUCGAGGGCGUCGUCGAGAGCCUGCAGAAGGCCAAGGACAACAUGGGCACCGUCUCAAAGACUGUGCAAAACGCCUCCACACUCCUCCAGACCUGGACCCGCAUCCUCUCGCAGACCGAGCACAACCAGCGACUCAUCCUCAACCCCCAGUGGCAGGGAGCCACCCAGGACAUGGCCGACAUCGAGGAAGAGGACAGCCACAGGAAGCAGGCUGUCGAGCGUCGCGCAGCAGAAGAGCAGGCGCGAAGGGACGCCGCAGCGAGGAAGGCAGAAGAGGAGCGCAGGAGAGCCGAGGCAGGGCCGCCCAAGCCAGCAGCACGGGGACGCGGCAGAGGCACGCGACCACGCGGGACCUCUACGCCCACGGCAUCGAGCGGCUACGUGGGAGUCGGAGGACAGGCCGGUCGAGGCGUCGGCCGCAGCGACUCAACCAGAGGCCGUGCUGGCAGCGGCAUUGGGCGAGGGCUGCGAGGUCGAGGUCGCGGCCGAGGCACCGAAUGA
This is a messenger RNA of Didymella exigua CBS 183.55, 738 nucleotides long. RefSeq lists its product as uncharacterized. The transcript has 2 exons. The record is from RefSeq and is a predicted model, not a curated record. The coding region runs from base 1 to 738 and encodes 245 amino acids. Gene Ontology annotation, cellular component: DASH complex; mitotic spindle. Gene Ontology annotation, biological process: mitotic cell cycle. Lineage: Eukaryota; Fungi; Ascomycota; Dothideomycetes; Pleosporales; Didymellaceae.